Messenger RNA from Salmo salar (Atlantic salmon), 3394 nucleotides. RefSeq lists its product as uncharacterized. The record is from RefSeq and is a predicted model, not a curated record. Gene Ontology annotation, molecular function: GTPase activity. Lineage: Eukaryota; Metazoa; Chordata; Actinopteri; Salmoniformes; Salmonidae.
AACGUUCCCCCUGUCAUUUUAAAGAUGGUGGAAGGUAGUUAUACAGCUGUCAUGUCGGGCGGUAGAAAGCCCCGUUCUGUGGCAAACCCUCUGGAAUCCGCGAUCACCACACCUAGUGAACGAAUCUUGAGAGAAUGCCACAAUUUAUAUAUCGACAGCGAAAACGGGCUGGUGAAGAUAGCAAGCCGACUGGGUCUCCGGCUCCUUCCUCCACGGAAGAAGAUCAUUGUGAUGAUAAUGGGGAACCACUCUGCUGGAAAAAGCUCAUUUAUUAAUUGGUAUGUGGAAGAACAUAUACAGAAAACAGGCGUUGCCAUAGAAACGCAGGGAUUUACAUUCAUAACAAGUGGUCGGAAAAGAGAAUCACUGACGGGAAAUGCCACGCUCCAUCUCUACCCUCAUUUCCGACCACUCCUGGAGUUCAAAGGUGUUACGGACUAUCUGUCGGCUGAGAUCUCCACCUCCAAGCAGAAGAAGUUUAGUCUGGUGACGUUCGUGGACACACCGGGCCUGGUGGAUGGGGACAUGGUCUAUCCCUUUGAUGUCAACCGCGCGAUCACCUCGUUUGGGGAGCAGGCGGACCUGAUCUUUGUGUUCUUCGACCCCAUGGGCCAGGCGCUGUGCAAGCGCACACUCAACAUUGUGGAGAAGCUGAGCGAUAAGGUUGCGGACAAGCUGCGCUUCUACCUCAGCAAGGCAGAUGAAGCCGGGAGGGAGACGGACAGACAGCGUGUCAUGAUGCAGAUAGUUCAGGAACUGUGUCGCCGACCGGGGCUGAACAAGUGUGGCUUUGAGAUGCCCACCAUAUACAUCCCUAACCCCCAGAAGCCGAGCCGGUGUGUGAACCAGAUCGACGGAGUGUGUCAGACGAUAGAGAAGACCAUCAACCAGGCCGUCCAGAAGACUCUGGACCAGCUGGAGAAGGACUGUGACCUCAUCUCCUCCACAAUCGACAGCAAAUUGUCCCAGGACAGGGCGGACGUGAGUUUCAACAGCAGUGUCCGUCUGCACUCCUUCCUGUGUGGGGCACUGGGCAUCCUACUGCCGUGCCUUUUCAUCCUCAGCUUCAUCGUUAACACCCUCACCCCAGAGGAGCUGCAGGAGCUACUGGGAGAUGGGCUGGCCAAAGCCCUUGGGCUCUCCAUGGGUGUAGUUGUCUUUCUGUGGACCUGGAUACCAGAGGAUUUCCAGAUAUUGUUUAUGAUCAUAUUUGGUGUACUCUGCUACUUUUUCUUUUGUCUUGCCAAGUAUUUUGCCCGCCAAGGGAAUAGGACUCUGACGAAGAAGGAGAAGAGAAGCCUCACAGAGUACAGCGAUUACGUCCAGGAUGUCGUCAAAGCCAAGAAGGGAAAGCUAUACGAGGAGUAUCUCGCGCAGUGUGCUGCUGAAUAUGACUUCUGAUAAGGGGCGGAUCCAUCUGAAAUCUACAUGCCGGACUUUCUCGUGGAUUAAUUGUUUUGUAGGACGUCUUCGUGUUUUCAUAAUCACACUGGUCAAGGGCUCACAUGCCUAGGAUUGCACCAUUUGGGAAGCUUGCUGGUACAUUUAUAAACAUUUACAUGCCACUGCGGGGGGAGUAGUUAUUUCUGUAAAAAAACUCAUUCUGAUUGGCUGGGCCUGGUUCCCAAGUGUGUGGGCCUAUGUAGAUUAGGGCCUAAUUUAUAAAUUUAUAUUGACCGAUUUCCUUAUACAAACUAUAACUGAGUACAAUUUUUGAAAUUGUUGCAUUUUGCAUUCAUAUUUUUGUUCAGUGUAUAACUCAAUUUGUGAGAUACAGUAUAUACUGUGAGAGAAAUAUAAAGUGCCUUUUUAGUUGGAAAACUGUGAUUUUAAGAAGUAUCUCAAUCUGAAAUUUCUCGUGACUUUUUCAGGACGUGUAUGUAUUUACAUCUGAAAGCAUGUAUGGGACUGUUUACUUGUUUAUAGGCUACCUUUCUUAAAUGACUCUCUAAGCUAAAAAAACAAACUAUUAGCUAGCAAGGUGUUUCUUGAUGUCUUUUUGAAACAUCUUAGAUUAUAAUGUUGGAACGUGCUUGGGGGAUCCUUUGACAUUUUGUAAUGAAUAUGUUGUAUUACAAACUACAGUAUCAGUAGAAGUGUCUAUUCUGGACAAGAAAUCAAAAAUCUCCAUAAUGCUGAUUAACACGAACAAGUGUGUCGACAGUGAUUUUUGUUUUCUUCUAUGGGAAUGCAAAGGUAGAGAUGAUGAUGACGUGUCAACACUGUGUGGCAGGGAAUGCUAUUUUAUAGCAAUAUAUGGAGACACAUCAACUAUUUUAAAAGGCCUGACUUUUGUACCAGACUGCUUCCACAUGGUUAGCAAAUUAAAUACAACGGUCAGUUCGGUCAGGGCUUUCUCCUGCCUCCUAUUUCCGUUCAUGAAUAAGAUUCCCAAAACAGAAUGUAGAAUGGUUCGCACAGCACAGUAUAGUAGUGAAAGGUGUGAGAAGUAUUUUUAAGCAAUAACGGCCAGAGGUGUGGUAUAUCGGCAAUAUACCACGGCUAAGGGCUCUUCUUAAGCACGACGCAACGCGGAGUGCCUGGACACAGCCCUUAGCCGUGGUAUAUUGGCCAUAUAUCACAACCCCCCCCCCCCCAGGUGCCUUAUUGCUACUAUAAACUGGUUACGAAUGUAAUUAGAGCAGCACAAAUAAAUGUUUUGUCAUACCCGUGGUAUACGGACUGAUAUACCACGGCUGUCAGCCAAUCAGCAUUCAGGGCUCGACCCACCCAGUUUAUAAUCCUGCUUGUGAAGUGAAGCCCUGACUAAGCACUGAUGUGUAUUUCACCUCCUGAAUGUCUCAUGUUGUUUGGUAGUACAUGGUUAUAAUACUUAAUUAUAUGGAUUAGUAUACCGUUUGUCUUACUGCUAGUCGUUGGACCAGUGAAACGUAAAAUAACUUACCCGACAAUGCCUUCAAUGAAUACAGUAUAUAUUUAUUGGCCUCAUAAGGUGCCCUGUUUGAGGUCAUUUAUACUUGUACAAUGCAGAAUACCUCCACUGUGUGCUGUUUGCAAUAAUGUUUCAAACUGUAAACACAACGUUUGGAUCUGUCUUCGAUGUAGCUUUAGGGAAUAAUCACAACUGAAGUUCUUGUGAAAUGGUGCUGUUCUUACAUGUAUUAGGAUUCUUGUGUACUGGUGUUUUCAGAUGUUAUUUAUUUUUCAAUAUAAUAUACUUGUUAAAUUAUGUAAAUGUAUCCUGUUUUUUGCAUUUUCCUUAAAGCAUAUACUUUUUGCUUGUAUAACUUCUAGAAUGUCUUUCUUCAACUGUCUGAUAAGCUGAAGCCUAGUUUACAUGUUGCAGUGCCUCAAAGUAGGAGGCCUCAUACAUUUUUAAGAUAUACUCUGUAACAACAAUGUAAUAUAAGUUAAUUAAAUGUUUUCUGAUUAA